AAUAAGUUUAGUUUUGGUUGAGUUGAGCAAAGAGAGAGAGGGAGAGAGAGAUGGGGUGGGAAAAAGCAAUUGUGUUGGUGAUGAUUCUCCAAUUAGCUAACAUCAACCCUUUGUUGCCACAAAGAGUAGCUGCAGCAGCAGAUUUUCUCUCUCCUCUCUUUGCCCCUGUCUUGAAUGAGACAUGUAGCCACGUGGCUUGUGGGAAGGGCACGUGCGAGGCAUCAACCAAUGACACGCUUGGGUUUAUUUGCAAGUGCAAUCCCGGGUGGUCCCAAUACUUCGUCCAAGAUGAGCUCCGUUUCCUUCCUUGUGUCAUCCCCAAUUGUAGCAUCAAUUACUCCUGCUCCAAGAUAUCAACUGCUCCAGCUCCCUCCCCCUCACCACCUUCAGCCAACUUCUCAAUUUUUGAUCCAUGCUUGUGGGCUUAUUGCGGAGGAGGCAAAUGCGUAAAUGCGUCGUAUUUCGACUACAAAUGUGAAUGUGAUGAGGGUUACUACAACCUCUUCAACAGCACCUCGUACCCUUGUUACAGAGAAUGUUCUCUUGGAGCAAGCUGUUCGGACUUAGGAAUCUCUAUGACAAAUUCUUCUUAUUCUUCUCCACCUGCACCGUCUAGUCUCUCUGAUAUUAGUAAAUCAUCUAGUGGAGAUUCCUUUUCAUCAAAUAAUUUGCUGGGGAUUCUCAUAAUGAUGUUGAUCAUCAUGAUUCAAGCAAUAUGAUGUCUACAAAUUAACUUGAGCGAUUUUUUUUUUUUUUUUUUGUGAGCAUAUAAUUUU
Molecule: messenger RNA, 776 nt
Organism: Ananas comosus (pineapple)
Lineage: Eukaryota; Viridiplantae; Streptophyta; Magnoliopsida; Poales; Bromeliaceae
Product: protein jagged-2-like
Exons: 6
Coding region: 51-719 (222 amino acids)
Source: RefSeq, a predicted model, not a curated record